AUGUCCAACCAGCCUCAAUACUACCGGAUUACGGACUCUCUGGAAUCCCUCAAUGUUCGCAUCAGGCUACGCAAGAUAUUCGGGCGGUCCAUCAACACCAACACCGGAGCCGUUGGAAAGGUUCGACCAGGAAAAAAAGGGGACCACGGCGAUGACGUCGACAACGCGCCCGGGUCGUUCCUUCCUGGGGACGAGGCAGACAUUCGCGUCAAAUGGCAGGAAAAGGUUUUCGGCCCCGAGGAUGUUGUCACACUUUCGAGCGGCCAGCGUAGAGGCGGGAAGUCGCAGCAGCAACGCGCGGUUGGUCCUCCCGACAACGCUCUAUCCAGGCUGGAGAGGGACUAUGCGGGGCACUUGGAAGACCUCCGGCGCGACGGCGUGGACCCCUUGGAGUCGCUCUCAGAGGUGAUGCUCUUCACGUACACGGACAAGGACGGCUUUGUUCCCCCUUCCGACAAGGCUGGCGCCGCGGAAGGGGGGCUCACCACCGGGGACGGCGGGCCGUUCAGCUGCCUCGAAGAAGCGGUGACCAGCAUGCCUCGCACGGUGGCAAGUUCUUUGCUCGAGACCGCGAAGACGGCUGCAGGCGGGGGUCGAGGCGCAGGCGGAGGCGGAGCGAGUGGAAGGAAUAGCAGGGCCGGGGUGUCGGACACUGCAGCAGUUAUUCAAGCGCAUUUAGCCCGCGAGGACAAAUACAAGGUCAUGUACAUCAUGGCAGCGGUGGAUGUUGAUGUUCGCGAGGCCACCAAGGUAGCCAAGUCCAGAGCGGCAGCGCCUGGGGGGGGUUCUCGGUGGAGGCAGGGCGAGGACGGGGUGGGAAUUCACGCCCACGAGCAGGUGGUGUGCUCCAUCAAGGCGCACCAGAACGGGACGCUAGAGAUUGCACCGGGUUUUUCGGCAGAGGAGCCGGAAUCCGGAGACGAGGGGGCUUUUCUCACGGACCACACCCUCAAGGUGAUGGACAAGGAAGGCGCCCGCCUUACCACGUAUCGCUUCACAUCCCCCUCCGGGGGAGUGUUUUCCUACACCGUGGAGAACGACUCUGAGCCGGGGGGCGGAGUGGAGGAGAUAGAGGCCUGGGAGGCGGAAGAAGCUUCGCGAGACCUGUGGAAAAAGGCGUCGCGGCAACAGAACGCGGGGACACAGCUCGUCGGCGCCCCGGUGGCGGGAGGCGCUGUGGCCUUGCACGUCUUCAUGGAGAUCGUUUCCGCGAGCGGUUUCGCGGGAGUUGAUCGUCUGUACACGGAGUACGCCCUGUGUCUGCCUCGACACUGGACCAUGGCGGACGAAGAAGGCAGCCGGGGUGCAGGAGGAGGGGGAGGGCAGCACGGUAGCGGGAGAGGGGACCGGGGAGACCACACGUUUGCUUGGGAGAACGGAGGAAACGGCGACGGAAGUGGGGAUUUUGCGGCAGGAGGAACCACCCAGGUGGCCUCACAAGCCUAUCCACUCGCGGUCCCGCACCGGUCCGUCCGCUCUGCCACCACCACCACGACCAGAAAGAGCGACACCCGGAGCGGGCUUGGCCAUGGCACGUCAUCAGCUUCGGUGACGACAUUGUCAUCGUCUUCCACCAUCAACACCUACGGGAACUCCGCCAUGCCCGCUGCUUUCCAAGCACCGCCAAAGAUUGUCAUGUCCGGCGCCGCCCUACGCGCGACCUCUGCCAUUCUCCUGUGCUUUCUGGGACUGCUCGCGUCUCUCGGGGAAUCCCCCCUCUUCUGGGUGGUGCUUGGCGGGGCCGUCGUCGUUGUGGCGGCGAUAACCGGCGGCGGUAGCGGCGGGGGGGAGGGGGGAAGCCCCGUUGCGCAUUUCGGGUUUCCGGCGGAGUUUCAUUUGAUCAACGAAGAGGAGGGGGAGAUGGCCGGGAUUGGGGAACGCCCUCAGAUUUUGCUGGCUGUGUCGAGCCUGGACGGCCUCGCGAGACAUCGUGUCGAGGGCUACGGCUACGUGUCCUUUCCUAGACAGCCCGGAGCGCACGAACUACACAUCAGGACGUGGCGCCCGGUCUGCAGCAUAAGGACCCAUCUCCAGGACUUCUUUGUUGGGGGCGCCCACCGUUUGCAUGACCCGCGAUAUGCAUCAAAGCCGGGGAGCUUCAGGGGAACCUUUCUCAGCCGGUUCGGCUUUCGAACCGAAACAUCAGGGACUCUGCGAGUGAGACUGCACCUCGCAGAACAGGGACGUGUCCGCGACUUAAGGGCCGAAUCUGGAGGUGAAGGGGGUGGUCCGACCAUCGAUCUCGCGGGCACUCGCACGGUGAAGGAGAUACUGCGCGUGGUCAACGCCAAGCGCAUGGGGGUCGAGAUAGGUCGCCGCUUCAGCGCUACCGUGGACCCAGCAUCACCCUCGGCUGCCGCAGCGCCGACCACCCCCGCCGCCGGAUCUGCUGCCCCGGCCGCCGCUCCAGCCGCCUCUUCCACGGCGAAACCAAGGGAGGGCGUAGGUGGGGGGAGGGGUAUGGGAGGAGUGUCUGGUGGUGGUGUCUCACACGAUGAGGACAACGCGACGAUACCUCUGCUGGGCUCAAGAAAUCCGUUUGAAAGGACGCUGGGAGGUAAGGGGACAGGAAAAAUAGAGGCGGCAGCGCAUCUGCUGGCGACCGUUAGGGGCCAGCUGGAGCGCUCCGAGCAACGGACGAAAGGGUCGCUGGUUGAACGUGGAGGAGCCGGCGACAUGGCACCCCCCCGGUGA
Messenger RNA from Ectocarpus siliculosus, 2694 nucleotides. The record is from the annotation of a GenBank genome assembly. Lineage: Eukaryota; Phaeophyceae; Ectocarpales; Ectocarpaceae.